CUCCUGUGCCAGCCUGCGCAGGCCCUCACUCCCAGACAGGCUUUUCCCAGACAGUCAAAGGCGAAGAUCAAGAGAAUGUCAUCCCAGGCAGCAGGAAACCAGACCCCUGAUGCCACAGAGGACUACUCCUAUGGCAGCUGGUACAUUGAUGAGCCUCAGGGGGGAAUGGAGCCCAAGCCUGAGGGGACGGUAAUCUUGUGCCAGGCCAGUGUAUCACCCAACCUCUUCCACGCCUGCCUCGCCUCACUCUCGGUUCUUGUGCUGUUGUUGCUGGCUCUGCUGGUGAGGCGUCGCCAGCUAUGGCCCCACUGUGGGUACAGCAGGCCCGGGCUGCCCAGCCCUGUGGACUUCUUGGCUGAGGACGAGCCCCGGAUGGUGCCCGCUGCUGUCUUCAUGGUCCUCUUCAGCUCCCUGUGUUUGCUACUCCCCGACGAGGACUCGCUGCCCUUCUUGACCCUCAUCUGGACGCCCUUCCAAGGUACCAGUGCAGCUGAGCGUGGGCUCUGGAAGAUGCUGGCUCUACUCUAUUACCCGCUCCUCUACUACCCUCUGGCAGCCUGUGCCACGACGAGGCACAGAGCCGCAUCCCUCCUUGGCAGCAUGCUGUCCUGGGUCCACUUUGGAGUUCAGGUCUGGCAGAAGGUGGAGUGUCCCCAGGCACCCAAGAUCUACAAGUUCUACUCCCUGCUGGCCUCCCUGCCGCUCUUCCUGGGCUUGGGAUUCCUGAGCAUCUGGUAUCCUGUGCAGCUGGUGAGAAGCUUCAGCCGCCGGUCAGGAGCAGACUCCCAGGGCCUGCAGGGCAGCCUCGCUGAGGAGUAUCUGAAGGAUCUCCUUCGCAGGAAGAAGCUGGAAAGCAGCUCUCACACCUCCAAGCGUAACUUCCUGUCUCGGGCCUGGAUCUGCUUCAAGCACCAUAUCUACAUCCCUCAGCAAGGAUUCCGACUCCCCUUGAAGCUGGUGAUUUCCGCCACUUUGUCAGGGACAGCUAUUUACCAGGUGGCGCUGCUGUUGGUGGUGAGCGUUGUCCCCACCAUGCAGACGGUGAGGUCAGGCAUCACCACGGAUGUCUCCUACCUGCUGGCCGGCUUUGGCAUCGUGCUCUCGGAUGACAAGCAGGAGGUGGUGGAGUUGGUGAAGUACCACCUGUGGGCACUGGAAGUUUGCUACAUCUCUGCCCUGGUCCUGUCCUGCUCACUCACUUUCUUCGUCCAGAUCCACUCGCUGGUGAGGCACAGGGCCAAUCUGCGAGCUCUGUACCGAGGGGCUGCCCUGGACCUAGACACCCGACCGCAAAGCUCCCACGCUUCUCGGGAGGUCAUAUUCUGUUGGAUGAGCUUCAGCGCCUACCAGACCGCCUUCACCUGCCUCGGGCUGCUGAUACAGCAAAUCAUCUUCUUCUUGGGGACCACAGCCCUCACCUUCCUAGUGUUCAUACCUGUGCUCCACGGCAGGAACCUCCUUCUCCUCCGAGCCCUGGCGUACUCAUGGCCCUUCUGGUUGAUCCUGGUCAUAGCUGUGACUCUGCAGAACAUGGCAGCCCACUGGGCCUUCCUGGAUACUCAUCACGGACGCCCCGAGUUGACCAACCGGCGAGCCCUCUAUGCAGUCACCUUCCUUCUCUUCCAAAUCAACACGCUGGUGGGCAUCCUAGUGGCCUCCUGCCGAGUGCUCCUCUCCGCCCUCCACAAUGCCAUCCACCUCUGCCAGAUGGACCUCAGCCUGCUGCCACCUAGAGUUGCCACCUUUGACCCUGGCUACCACAUCUACCGCAACUUCUUGAAGAUUGAGGUCAGCCAGUCGCACCCAGCCGUGACAGCCUUCUGCACUCUGCUUCUAAGAGAACAGAGACCCCAGCUCCGGCCUCCUGUCCUCAGGCCUGAGGAUGAAGAAGAAGGGGUGCAGUUGUUGCAAACCAAGGAGCCCACAGCCAAGGGAGCAGGACCAAGGGCCAGCCACAGCAGGGCUCGCUGGGGUCUGGCCUACACGCUGCUCCACAACCCAGCCCUGCAGGCCUUCCGGAAGCCGGCCCUCCCAGGUGCCUCAGGCAACUGGGUGAACGGAGCCCAGGCCUGA
Elephantulus edwardii (Cape elephant shrew) is the source of this 2073-nucleotide messenger RNA. It is a transcript of the gene STRA6, whose product is annotated as stimulated by retinoic acid 6. Gene Ontology annotation, cellular component: plasma membrane. Lineage: Eukaryota; Metazoa; Chordata; Mammalia; Macroscelidea; Macroscelididae. Gene Ontology annotation, biological process: vitamin A import into cell. Gene Ontology annotation, molecular function: retinol transmembrane transporter activity; signaling receptor activity. The transcript has 20 exons. Bases 76 to 2073 code for a protein of 665 amino acids. The record is from RefSeq and is a predicted model, not a curated record.